ACAAAGUAAACACACUGACCGACAGGUACUUCCAUCGAAUUGGUGGACACAAUAAAUGUUUUAUCCGAAAUCGCCGUUUUUGGGCAAGGGAUUGCAGCUGGAAAAUGAAAUCCUAAAAGUGCACACUGCCGCUUUGCCGCAAUUGCUAUCGUGGCUUUGCCAAACUCCAAGGAUCACAACCUAUCGUGUUAAUACUCUGCGCACCAGUGUCAUCGAUUACAAAGCCAAACUCCAGGAGCAAUUGAAGCAACGCUAUGGACAUCAAGCACCGCGCGUUUAUGGACUCCAUGAGUUGCCGGAAAUGCUUUGCAUUGCACCACUUGACGCCCCAGCGGACGCACAAUAUGACGAUGCCCUCCGGCAGCUGAUUGUGGAUACCAGCUGCGGAGCAGCCUUGUUGCGCGGCGCUCAUAUCUUUGCACCCGGCGUCCUGGCCAUGGAGACAGGCACCCAGCUGCAAGAGCUGGUCAACGUGUUUGCGGACUUAGCUGGCAAGUGUAAGCGGGGCACUGCGACGCGCUAUGUCAGCGAUGAGAAAAUCUUUCUUGGCGUGGGUCGUGUGCUCAUGCAACGUCAUCAACUGUACAACAACAACAAGGAGUCGGCCUCUGGGAUUGCCGUGCACAUGGAGACGAAUGUAAGUGGCGUACCCACACUUGGAGAUCUCAGUGAUGCGGAUGCCCUACUCCAGAACUUGCCGUCCAUUGUGUGCGUGCGUGUGCUUGGACCACAGCCUGGGGAAUCCGUGUUGGACAUGUGUGCAGCACCGGGCAACAAAACCACGCACAUUGCCGAGCUGAUGGGCGAUGUAGGUCGCGUUGUGGCGUUGGAUAACUCGGCGAGUCGUGUGCGUGGCAUGCAAUCCAAGCUAGCCAACUAUCGCUGUAUUGAAGCAUAUCAUUUCGAUGCCACCAAGGCAUUGAAUGAGCUUGGCGAGGAGUGCUCAACGGGACCGCCAUUUGCUGCUGAAAGUUUCGAUCGUAUUCUGUUGGAUGCGCCAUGCAGCGGAUUGGGCAAUCGACCGCAGCUCAGCUGCAGCAUCAAGCAGGCCAAAGUGCUCCAAUCCUAUCCGCAUGUGCAGCGCAAUCUGCUGGCGCAGGCAGUGUCACUAUUGCGUCCUGGCGGCGUGCUCGUCUACAGCACUUGCACCGUCACCGAGGCGGAGUGCGAGCAACUGGUGGCGUGGGCGUUACGCAAAUUUCCACAGAUACGUUUGGUGGAUGCGCAGCCCAAGUUGGGUGCACCGGGUUUGCAACUGGCGGAACUGGAUGAUGACCAAUGUCAGAUGUUGCAGCGCUUUGGUCCAAGCGCAGAGAAUCGUUCGGACGACUUGGACACGGUGGGAUUCUUUAUAGCCAAGUUUGAAAAAGCAAAAAACUGACACAAAUAUUCAAUAAAUAUUAUAAACACCAAUUUGUUAUGGAAUUCCUUGAGC
Messenger RNA from Drosophila albomicans, 1435 nucleotides. Its product is annotated as tRNA (cytosine(72)-C(5))-methyltransferase NSUN6. The transcript is spliced from 2 exons. Gene Ontology annotation, biological process: RNA methylation. Gene Ontology annotation, molecular function: RNA binding; methyltransferase activity. The coding region runs from base 56 to 1381 and encodes 441 amino acids. The record is from RefSeq and is a predicted model, not a curated record. NCBI's taxonomy places the organism in Eukaryota, Metazoa, Arthropoda, Insecta, Diptera, Drosophilidae.